Molecule: messenger RNA, 2855 nt
Organism: Meleagris gallopavo (turkey)
Lineage: Eukaryota; Metazoa; Chordata; Aves; Galliformes; Phasianidae
Source: RefSeq, a predicted model, not a curated record
UCUAAUCUCUCUCUAAUGUUUGUAAACUUGCUUUUAGAUAAAGACGAGUGCCAGAUAGGAGCCACCAAGAUCUGUGGAAAUCACACGCUGUGUCACAACACAUACGGAAGUUUUUACUGCGUUUGCCUGGAUGGAUUCCGGGCCUCUAACAACAACAAGACAUUUAUUCCCAACGAUGGCACCAACUGUACGGAUAUAGAUGAAUGUGAAGAGCCUGGGCUGUGUGGUUACAAUGCAAGGUGCGUCAAUACUGAAGGAAGCUAUGAAUGUUACUGCAAUGAUGGUUAUAAAUUAGAAAAUGGAGAGCGUUCUUUUCAUCCAAAUGCGAGCAGUUCUUUGUGUAAAGAAAUUAGAUGUGGCUCUCCUCCCGAAAUGAAGCACGGCUACAUUGUGGGGAACUACAGCCUGGUACCAGGAAGCACGGUUCACUACGAAUGUAAAGAAGGGUUUUACAGCAAUGAGGGAAAGUCCUCGUACUGCACUGCGGACAAAGCUUGGGAGCCUGCCACUUUGAGCUGUAAAGGUGUGGAUUGUGGAGUUCCACCUUCUAUCUUAAAUGCACGUCAAGCAUCUCUAAGCGGGACCAUGUAUGGAAGUGAAGUUACUUACAGUUGUGUUCAUGGUUAUUUUAUUGCAAGUGGCAAUCAGACUGCAUUCUGCAAUGCUGAAGGACAGUGGGAUGGUGCUGAUUUGGUGUGCAAAGAAAUAGAUUGUGGCAAACCUUUGCUGAUUCCACACACAGAAAUAAUCUGGGACAAUUCUACCACUCUACUGAGCAGAGUGUUCUAUAAGUGUAAAGAAGGAUAUUAUUUCAGUGGAGAGAGGAAUUUUUCAGAAUGCACUCUGGACCAGAAGUGGGAGAGUAUUACAUACAUAUGCAAAGAUUCUGCAAACAACAGUGGAGCACUGGGACCUGAACUGAUGGAGGCUGAGGACAUAAGGGUGCAUCAGCACUGGGUUGCAGAAGAGGAGGAAUUAUUCAGUAAUUUGACCGUAUUCAAUGAAACUUGUGUAAAAUGGCAAAUGAGAACUGGAAGACUGGAAGUGCAGAAAACUUACACAUUUCAUAUUCUUGGCCGAAGAUGGGAUGAAAAGACAUUCUCAGAAGAUGUGAUACUUAACAUCACUACGAGUGAAGAUAAUCCAAAGGUGUGUUUAGACCUCAACUCUGGCAGUAACUACGUGGUGAAUAUUACUACCAUCUCUUCCGCAAACAUACCUGUUUCAGUUACAGUAGCAGUUCAAACAAAGGUAAAGGAAGCUUUCAAUAACGUGUUAAUUUUUAAUGAUACCUGCCUGAAGUGGCGGAGAAAUGUAAGGGGAGCUGAUAUGGAAGACAGAUACUUAUUUCACGUGCAAGGCCAGCGUUGGUAUCAGAAGGAGUUCUUGCAUGAGAUGACCUUCAACCUUACCACACGCAAGCAGGCUCCAGAAGUUUGUUUUGAUUUGCAGCCAGGCACCAAUUACUCCAUUAAUAUUUCCAUGGUAGCUUUGAAUUUUUCACUGCUGGUUUCCUUGACAACGCAAAUCACAGAUCCCCCUUUCCCAGAUAUAGAAUUUGUUGCUGCAAAAGGCUCUGCACCAUUGCUCAGACUCCGGAAAGCAGAAGAUCGAAAUGGACCCAUCAGUCUUUAUCAAAUGAUUGUGCUUCCACUUGGUUUGCAAAGUGCUUUUGUUUGUGAGUCCUUUGCCACUGCAACUUUCUUCAGCAACACCACUGUCGCUAAGGGAUAUGUGGCAGCUGAAUUUCGGGCAAAGGAUGUUGCUGAUAACAUGUCAGUUGCUCUUGGAGACAGACAUUACUACGGAAAGUUUUAUAAUGCUCCUUUAAAGCUGGGCAAAGAAUACUGUGUUUUUUUGAGAAUAAUAAGCGAGUGGAAUAAGGUAAGAACACAGUCCUGUGCUGUGUGGGCACAAAUUAAAAAUUCAUCAUCCACCCUUCCGUACAUGACUGCUGUUGUGUUAGGGUCGGUUGCUGCUGUCUGCCUUAUACUGUUCUUGUCAUUCUUAGCAGCACGCUCUUAUCUCUACAGGACAGUGCACUCCCCACCUGCUGCUUUAGCCUGCGAUGGUGUACGUUUAUCUGCUACCAUGGACACUGCACAAGCAUCAUCAUUACUAGAGACUGAAAUGUCUCUGUUCUCUAAGGCGGUAUCCCUUGAAGUCAGCAUAGAGAAAAUGCAGCCUCCUUACCAAAGCCAACAUCGGUCAGGAUGUAUCUGUAAGGCACAUCUGUACUAUAGCAUUGACAUUUGAAAUCUGUUUGUUAUUGAGUUGUUUAUUGUAUCCCCUUGUUUUCAGACAGUGUGGUGUAUAAAGAACCUCCUAUCACAGAUGCAUUGUGUCAGAGACAUUAGCAUGCAUCUCAUGUGUUUGGCCACACAUUUAGCUAUUCCAGCCACAUGGGCGCCUGGAAAUGAGCGUGUUUAUUAUACCUGAUUACACAAAUAAUCCCCUGAUCCAACAGAGACUAUCUGAAGAUCAACUCCUGCUUUCAGUGCCAGAGAGAACAAACUGACCCACUAUGAGAGAAGAUGCAGAUCAAUCCUAAUGGCAGAUAAAGUUCCUAUUGUGUUUCCCAGUAAAAAGGUAGAUUUUAUUAGUUACUUAUGGAUAAUGCAACUCCAGUAACAAGUACAGAGCUUUUAGAGACUUGAAAUAGUGUCAUCAGGAGGUGUGUUCCAGAGCUAUUGCAAUUGUUGCUCUUAGCGAUUAGUAAUAAUUGCAAAUAGUAAAAAAGAAUAGCUUUACUGGCAUGUGAAACUGUUCUAAAGCAAGAGCUACCUGUCUUAGACACAGUUCUACUUUUUUAAUCUCUGUUUUAUAAUUGCAACUGAAUAAAAACUUUAAAAUUA